Messenger RNA from Solanum lycopersicum (tomato), 3584 nucleotides. RefSeq names its product protein CROWDED NUCLEI 4. Gene Ontology annotation, biological process: nucleus organization. NCBI's taxonomy places the organism in Eukaryota, Viridiplantae, Streptophyta, Magnoliopsida, Solanales, Solanaceae. The record is from RefSeq and is a predicted model, not a curated record. Gene Ontology annotation, cellular component: nucleus.
CUCGUCAAACGGUGGAGUAGCCAGGCCAAGUUCACUUUUUUUUACAUGUAGAAAGAGAAAAAAUCAGAGCCAAUAAAGCAAAGAAGUGAGUGUAAAGAGAGAGAAAGGCAAAGAAGAAAGCACAAAAAGUUUUGUGUGGAGUCCACCAUUAGCAUAGCAUACCUUCAUUGUUCUUGGGAAGGGAUAAUUAACUCAAGAAAACUCAAGAAAUUGAUCAAUUUCUCAAGAAAAAAAGUUGAUUUUGUUUUUGUAAACUUGUCAGUUGUGUGGUGAAAUCAAGAAUGGCGAGUCCUGGGUCAGGGAGAUUGGCUUUGACUCCGGUGAAUCCGACCCCUAUUUCUGGUUUGGGUAGGGUUUCGAAAACCCCUUUGACAGAUGAAGUCAUAUGGAAGCGACUCCGUGAAGCUGGAUUUGAUGAGGACUCUAUUAAACGUAGAGAUAAAGCAGCUCUUAUUGCCUAUAUAGCCAAACUCGAAACGGAGCUGUAUGACCAUCAAUAUCAGAUGGGGCUUCUCAUCCUAGAAAGGAAAGAGUGGGUUUCCAAGAAUGAGCAAUCUAAAGCAGCUUCUGAGUCAGCUGAACUCUUGUACAAGCGUGAACAAGCUGCACGCCUUUCUGAUACGGCUGAAGCUAAGAAACUUGAAGCUAAUCUGAAGAAAGCUCUUGGAAUUGAGAAAGAAUGUGUUGCAAACAUUGAGAAAGCGUUGCAUGAGAUGCGAGCAGAAUGUGCUGAAGCAAAAGUUGCCUCUGAGAAUAAAUUGGCUGAAGCACAGAGCAUGAUGGAGGAUGCUCAAAAGAAGUACACUGAUGUGGAGGAAAAGUUGCGUAAAGCAGAAUCCUUGGAAGCAGAAGCCAGCCUCUUUCAUCGUACCGCAGAAAGAAAAUUACGUGAAGUUGAGUCACGAGAAGAUGAUCUUAGGAGACAGACAUUAUUAUUCAAGUCAGAGUGUGAAGCUAAAGAGAAAGAGAUCCAACUGGAGAGACAAUCUUUAUCUGAAAGGCAGAAAACUCUACAGCGGUCUCAAGAAGAGUUGCUUGAUGGUCAGGCUUUGCUCAAUAAGAGAGAAGAAUUUAUAUUUAGCAGAUCUCAAGAACUGAAUAGACAUGAGAAAGACUUAGAAGAUGAAAAAUCUAACUUCGAGAAUGACAUCAAAUCCCUGAAUGAGGAAAAGCGCAAUCUGGAGGUGAAACUGAAGUCUCUAUCAGCAAGAGAAGAAGGCAUAAUCAGAAGGGAACACGAACUUUACGAGAAAGAGAAAGAGCUACUGCUAUUACAGGGAAAAAUACAAAGCAAGGAGAUUGAUGGAAGUAAGCAGGUUAUGGUUAAUCAGGAGGCCACAUUGGUAACUAAGAUAUCUUCUAUCGAGGCAGAGUUGGAAACAAAACGGAAAUUGGUGGAAGAUGAGAUUCAAACCAAGAGGCGGGCUUGGGAAUUGAAAGAUAUGGAUAUUAAGUCUCGGGAGGACCUAAUUACUGACAAGGAAUAUGAUUUGGAGAGGCAGUCAAGAACCCUAGCUGAGAAGGAGAAAGAGUUGGAAGACAAGGUAUAUGUGAUUCAGGAAAAAGAAAGAAACCUCCAAACUGCUGAAAAAGAGGUAGAGUUGCAGAGAACAGUUCUGCAGCAAGAAAGGGAAGGGAUCAGCAAAAUGAGAAAUGAUCUUGAGAAGUCUCUGAAAAUGCUGGAUGAAAAAAGAAAAAGUGUCGACCAUGAGGAAGAAAAAGUGGAGGCUAUGAAAAAUGAAACUCAAGAAUUACUGAUUCUGGAAACAAGGCUAAAGCUAGAGAUUGAUAUGAUUAGAGCGGAGAAGGAAGAAAUUGAGAAGGAGGCUGAUCGGUUGAAAGCUGAGAAAGCUAAAUUUGAGACUGAAUGGGAGGUAAUCGAUGAGAAAAGAGAAGAGUUGCAGAAGGAAGCUGAACGUGUGGCUGAAGAGAAAUUGGCCAUUUCUAAGCUUCUUAAGGAUAGCCGUGACAGCCUGAAAGCAGAGAAAAAUGCAAUUCAAGAAGAAUAUAAGCAAAAUCUGGAGUCACUUUCUCGUGAUCGUGAAACCUUCAUGUAUGAGAUUGAGAGUGAACGUGCAGAAUGGUUUAACAAAAUCCAGAAAGAACGCGAAAACUUUUUGCAGGAUGUUGAGAUGCAGAAAAAGGAGCUAGAGAACCGCAUUGAAGAAAGGCGUGAAGAAAUAGAAAUUGAUCUCAAGGAAAAGGAGAAGGCCUUUGAGGAACAUAAGAAAAGAGAACUUCAGGAUAUUGCAUCUCUCAGGGAGACUCUGGAAAAGGAAUUGGAACAUGUUGGCUUGGAGUUGAACAAACUAGAUGCCGAGAGAAAAGAGAUCAAUUUGGAUCGUGAGAGAAGGGAUAAGGAGUGGGCAGAGCUAAAUAAUGCUAUUGAAGAACUUAAGGUGCAAAGGCUGAAAUUAGAGAAACAAAGGGAAUUACUUCAUGCUGAUAGGAAGGAGAUUCUUGCUCAGAUUGAGCAGUUGAAGAAAUUGGAGGAUGUUAAGAUUAUACCAGAUCGUAUUGCCACACCCAAAAAGUUACAUUCUGGUCUACCAUCCAAUGAACUUGAACCUUCUGCAAAAAGAUUUUUGAAGUAUGCCUCCGUUCUGGGAUCUGGUCUGGAUGGGAAUGGUAAUAAUGGUGUUAGUAAAGGUACUUCUAUCAUGAAAGAGAACGGUAAUUCAUCUUCUACUCUCUCUACUCCAUUCUCGUGGCUUAAGAGAUGUGCUGAUACAUUGCUUGACCGAACACCAAGUAACAAAAGGCGGAGGGAAGAUGGGGAUUUUAUAUCUCAAUUGACCGAGAAUGGUGCCUCCUGUCCAUUACCACCAACACCAGAUGCACCAGAUGUUGAAAACCUGGAAGUACUACCUAACCAAACUCACAUUGCUGCAGAGGAAACCACUGUGUAUAUUGAUAAGAUUGUUACAGUUCAUGAAGUGACAGAAAUCGAUGUGAGAAAAGUCACGGAAGGAAGUCCGGGGACUCUCUCUGGGGAUAGUGGUAGGAAGGUGGGGAACAAUGGAAGCUUGGAAUCGGAUCAAAAUGGGAAGCCUGAAGGCCGAGCCCGAAGAACUAGGGCAACAAGGAAGUAGUGAGAUUGCCAGAAGUGAGAAGAGUAGCGACUGAGCCUCUAAUUUCCUGUUUGUUUCUUCAUUUCAAACUUUCAGAAUUUUCAAGCUAAUGACUGAUCGUGACUGGUGGCAUGCCAUGUUUGGUGACCUUGUGAGUACUUCCCAAACAUGUAAAUGUCUCAGGCUAACUCAUACCCUUCAAGUAUAUUGUAAAUGGUAUGAAUAGGUACUCUUACUAGUUGUGAAUGUUUAGUGUUCAUCAAAGAGCUUGUGGUUGUAAGUAAAGAGCAUAUCAAAGUGGUUUGUGGUUUUGUCUGCUAAUUUCUUCAGCUUAUUGUGUUAAAUCUAAUUUAGGGCUGAAAGAUUUUGGUGAUUAUGUAGGGGAGUGAAUUUGAGUUCUUUGUGUAAGUUUCUAGACCGAGACGUUCUAUUAUUCCGUUGACUUAUUUCAUUCCAUGUUUGUAAUAGCUUACGAGAUUGUUUGGGUAUAUGCACUUUUUGUCUUUCAAGUAA